This is a messenger RNA of Tachyglossus aculeatus (Australian echidna), 1116 nucleotides long. It is a transcript of the gene FBXO27, whose product is annotated as F-box protein 27. Gene Ontology annotation, molecular function: ubiquitin protein ligase activity; protein binding. The coding region runs from base 145 to 975 and encodes 276 amino acids. The transcript has 7 exons. Gene Ontology annotation, biological process: glycoprotein catabolic process; SCF-dependent proteasomal ubiquitin-dependent protein catabolic process. The record is from RefSeq and is a predicted model, not a curated record. Gene Ontology annotation, cellular component: cytoplasm; SCF ubiquitin ligase complex. Lineage: Eukaryota; Metazoa; Chordata; Mammalia; Monotremata; Tachyglossidae.
CUUAUCAGACGGCCGGGCCGCGCCCCCGGACCUUCCUGGUCCGGCCGGUUGGGGCCCCAGGACGGCUCGGCCCCCAGCCACCAGAUCCGCCGCGGUCCGGCCUUCCCCGUCACCGGGGGCGAGGGGGACGGGGCCGAAGCGAGGAUGGGGGGCUCCGAGUCGCGGCCGGCGGCCGUGAGCUGCCUCUUGGACCUGGAGCGCAACCCGCUGCCCGACGAGCUGCUGCUGCUGGUCCUCAGCUUCGUGCCCGGCCGGGCCCUGGUGCGGCGCUGCCGGCCCGUGUGCCGCCGCUGGCGCCGGUUGGUGGACGGCCCGUCCCUGUGGCGGCUGCGCUGCGAGCGGGAGGGGGCCCGGGGCCGGGCCCUGCUGGACGCCCUGCACGGCUGGGCUCCCGCCCACCUGCCCUGGAGCCGCCUGUGCGUCCUGAGACCCCUCGGCCGCAACUUGCUCCGAAAUCCCUGUGGGGCAGAGGGACUUCGGGGCUGGGAGGUGAUGCACGGCGGCAACGGAUGGACGGUGGAGAAGAAUCGGAAACCAGUGGAGGGGGCCGACGCCCAGACCUGCUUCGUGUCCUCCUUCAGCUGGUGUCAGAAGCAGCAGAUGGUGGACCUGCUCCGGGAGGGGCUGUGGGCGGAGCUGCUGGAUGACCCCCGCGCCGAAAUCCACGUCUCCGAUUGGUGGGGGGCCCGGGAGGACUGUGGCUGUGAAUACGCCCUGACGGUGCAGCUGCUGGCGGCCGACCGGCGGACGGAGCUGGCCCGGUUCAGCGUGCGGCCGGACCCCGUCCCCCAGUGGAACGACGGCACCUACCAGCAGGUCUCCCACGUCUUCAGGGGCUUCGGCCGCGGCGUCCGCUUCGUCGUGUUCCGGCACCAGGGCAAGGACACCCUGUUCUGGAAGGGGCACUACGGGGCGCGGAUUACCCACUCCGGCCUGGAGGUCCGGGUGGGGCCGCCCACCAGUGAGGACCCCUAAGGCGCCAGGAUGGCGGCGCCGACCGGUCCGACCUCUGGGCCCAAGGGGGGCCUAGCGGACAGAGCACGGGUUUAGGAGUCGGAAGGUCAUGGGUUCUAAUUACGCUCUGCCACCUGUGCCACAUCUGGAAAACGAAGCGCG